Molecule: messenger RNA, 1813 nt
Organism: Dama dama (fallow deer)
Lineage: Eukaryota; Metazoa; Chordata; Mammalia; Artiodactyla; Cervidae
Gene: RAB19
Product: RAB19, member RAS oncogene family
Exons: 5
Coding region: 90-743 (217 amino acids)
Cellular component (GO): trans-Golgi network
Molecular function (GO): GTP binding; GTPase activity
Source: RefSeq, a predicted model, not a curated record
GAGGAAGAAGGGGCACGGAGGGCCAAAAGGAAAACCAGGAGAAAGAGCAAACACCUGCUGGCAGACGUGAGCAACAGGUGGCAAGAGCCAUGCAAUUCUCCAGCUCAGCCAGGGCAGCGGAUGAGAACUUUGACUAUUUGUUCAAGAUUAUCCUCAUCGGGGAUUCCAAUGUGGGCAAGACGUGUGUCGUGCAGCAUUUCAAGUCCGGGGUCUACACGGAGGCACAGCAGAACACGAUCGGGGUGGACUUCACUGUGCGUGCCCUGGAGAUUGACGGCAAGAAAGUGAAGAUGCAGGUGUGGGACACCGCCGGCCAGGAGCGUUUCCGGACCAUCACCCAGAGCUACUACCGAAGUGCCCAUGCGGCCAUCAUCGCCUAUGACCUCACCCGGCGGUCCACAUUCGAGUCUGUUCCUCAUUGGAUUCAUGAGAUAGAGAAAUACGGAGCAGCCAACUUGGUCAUCAUGCUGAUUGGGAACAAGUGUGACCUGUGGGAAAAACGCCACGUUCUCUUUGAGGAUGCCUGCAUCCUGGCUGAGAAAUACGGCCUCCUGGCUGUUCUGGAGACAUCUGCCAAGGAGUCCAAGAACAUCGAUGAGGUCUUCGUGCUGAUGGCCAGGGAGCUGAUGGCCCGCCACAGCCUGCCCUUGCACGGGGAGGGUGCCCCGGGCAGCCUCCCACUGGAGUCCACUCCGGUCCUCAUGGCCCCAGCUCCGAGGGAGAAGAAUCAGUGCACCUGCUGACUGUUUUCUACUGAACUUUGCCUCUCGCUUGGAGAAGUGAGCAGUGAAGGAAAGAAGAAGAGAGGAUUAUCGAGAGGGAAGAGGAUGUUUGGAACAUUCUAGAGUGGUUUAAAACAGUGUGGGCACAGGAGGAUGGGGGAAAAGCCUGCCAUGAUGACCAGAUGUUGUUAACUUUUUUGCUUCCUGACAUUCACACUUUGAGUCUUAGUUUGGGGAGCAAAGCCUUUUGAGCUGAAGACCAUAAAUACUGUCUUGCCAAAUGGUCAGGAGCCAUGUGAUGGAGAGAGAGUUGGAUUUCACUUUAUCCUAGUUGGGCUGAUUGGACCAGACUCCUAGGGUGUGGGAGAUGCAUACGAUUUCUUUCUAAAACACCCAGUUAUCUGUGGGAUCAAAAAUUAGUUCUGAAUUGAAAUUAAAUUGGCUCAUAGACAUGUAUCAAACCAAUACUAACGUCACUGUGUGGCUGGGGCAAGCCAUGUACCCUGUGGAACCUGUAAGUCAUAAACCUCGUUUUUUCAAAGCUCCCCAAGGGUUGCUGCUGAGGGUGUCUUGCAAUCCUAAUAAGAACUACAAGGGCUGGUCCAGACACAAAACUAGCUCUAAAAGGGGAAAUGUCUAUGGGGGGCUCACCCAGGGUGCAGGUGAGGCUUCCCAGGCAUUUCAAGCCUUAGCAUCACUAUCCAUAGGCUGAGACCAGCUCUAAACAAACAGCCACUAGCCAUGUAUGAUGACUAAACACUUAAAAUGUGGUAAAUUUGAAUUUGAGAUGAACUGAAUGUAAAAUAUAUACCAGAUUUUUCUAAAUUUCUAGUUAAUUUAUUUUUAAUUGGAGGACAAUUGCUUUACAAUAUUGUGUUGAUUCCUGCCAUACAUCAACAUGAAUCAGCCAUAGGUAUAUGUCCCCUCCCUCUUGAACCUCUCUCCCACUUCUCACCCCAUAUAUACCAGAUUUUGAAGACUUAGUACAAAAAAAAAAUGUAAACUAUCUUCCUAAUAAUUUUUAUAUUGAUUAUAUGUUAAAAUGAUAGUUUAGAUUUUCUAGGUUAAAUAAAAUAUAUAUUAACAUUUCA